Ogataea parapolymorpha DL-1 is the source of this 276-nucleotide messenger RNA. RefSeq lists its product as uncharacterized. The transcript is spliced from 3 exons. The record is from RefSeq and is a predicted model, not a curated record. Bases 1 to 276 code for a protein of 91 amino acids. NCBI's taxonomy places the organism in Eukaryota, Fungi, Ascomycota, Pichiomycetes, Pichiales, Pichiaceae.
AUGGAGAAGCACGAACAACAACCGUUCGACGAUGACGAGCCGGACGAAUGGGACAAACGGAUUAUCAAAACUGGCUGCGCAGCAUACAACCUUGACGAAAACUACAAAAUGUCGAGAAGAUCGCUAUUCAAGACCAAACCUGAAAAUUCCGAGGGCCCGUUGAUAACUCCGUCCAAAGUGCGCCGGUUCAAGGCUGCGCUUGCACGCAAAUCUGACGAGUCCGGGAACACUCGUUUGAAACGUCUGCUCUGGCUAAACAAACAAAAAAAAGUGUGA